Molecule: messenger RNA, 1191 nt
Organism: Periophthalmus magnuspinnatus
Lineage: Eukaryota; Metazoa; Chordata; Actinopteri; Gobiiformes; Gobiidae
Gene: ebi3
Product: Epstein-Barr virus induced 3
Exons: 7
Coding region: 74-817 (247 amino acids)
Biological process (GO): cytokine-mediated signaling pathway
Cellular component (GO): external side of plasma membrane; membrane
Molecular function (GO): protein binding; cytokine receptor activity
Source: RefSeq, a predicted model, not a curated record
GGACCACCUCAAGAACAAAACGACUAUAGCAUUACAAUAAGUUUUGGUCAGUGUGUACUCCUCUGCUGCCGUCAUGUUGGUCCAUGUAGUGAGCCUCCUGUGUGUCCUGGGAGCUCAGGCUAUGGAGCUACACAGAGUCACUCCCACCACAUCUGCAGAUGCCCAUUCAGCUCCCAUCGUCCACUGCCUGUGCUCCAGUGUCCCCGACCGGACCGUGUGUUCAUGGGCAGACCCUCCCCAAGCCACGCCCCUGCAUUACAUCGCCACAUACAGUGAGAGACAGAAGCAGCCGGUGACCAGGCCAUGUGUCCUCAUCCCCCCUGGAGCCCCCCACUCUCAACUCAACGUCACACUACCACCCUCUGCUCACAAGCUAUGGCACUGUCACCUGCCCGAGUUGAAGCUGCUCACAAACUACAUCCUGAACGUGACCGCGGUGUAUCCAGGAGGCAGCAGCUCACACCUCUCCACGUUCAUGAUGGAGGACAUCGUGAAGCCGGACCCCCCACAGGCCGUGCAGGUGUCGUGCCAAAACUCCAGGACUGUGCAGGUGAAGUGGGAUCCCCCCUCCACCUGGGCUCACAUAGAUAUCUUCCCCUUAAAGUACGAGCUGCUGUACCAGUGGACGAGCAGAGGCCAGCUCAAGUUUAACCACUUGGGGCCUUUCAAGCGCACGAGUACACCUGUGAGUGGCCUGGCUGUGGGUCGGACGUACCAGUUCCAGGUGUGCGCCAAAGACUCUUUGGGCCUGGGCCACUGCAGCGAAUGGAGCGCCCCCGUCAAUAUAACCCUGCCAUUACACACACACAGAGUUUAAAGUGGAGCUAAACACUACUCUUUGUUCACUACUUAACUGUGUGUAUGGUGUUUUAAUAGCAGUACCUACUCUUUAUUCCUGGUCAUUUUUUUUGGUUACUUGAAUACACACGAGUUACAUUUGCAACUUUCUGGUCAAAAACAGCCAAAAACUGAGUGUGUGCUGACUUCAGUGGUCUCUGCAAAUUCCAGUAGUUGGUGACAUCACAAAAGACUGCCCUGAUUACAGCCAGGUGUUUCUGGAUACAAAUACCUUCCUGCAGGGGCCGAGUUUGAAGUGUGGAGACCAAUCACACUGUUCCUUAUAACCCCCCAGACUCCGCCCCUCCUCCCGCCUCACUCAGCCCUUUAUUCCUCCGGGUACUGCCCAGUUUA